Lolium perenne is the source of this 2848-nucleotide messenger RNA. RefSeq names its product glutamate receptor 2.7-like. Lineage: Eukaryota; Viridiplantae; Streptophyta; Magnoliopsida; Poales; Poaceae. Gene Ontology annotation, cellular component: membrane. The record is from RefSeq and is a predicted model, not a curated record. Gene Ontology annotation, molecular function: ligand-gated monoatomic ion channel activity.
ACAGCUCGAGGAUGGACACAGCAGCUAAGACCACCUUGUUGUUGUUGUUGUUGUUGCCGUUCCUCAGCUUCAGUGUUGCUCAAAAUGUAACACAAAGUGGAACGGGAAUACUCAAUGUUGGAGCUAUCCUCGAUCUGCAGUCUCUGGUGGGCAAAAUAGCACGUACUAGCAUUCUGAUGGCUAUGGAGGAUUUCUAUGCAGUCCACAGGAAUUAUACAACAAAGCUGGUUCUCCACAUCAGGGAUUCCAACGGAGACAAUAUCCGAGCUGCAUCAGAAGCUGCGGACCUGCUGGAAAACUACUCUGUAGGGGCCAUCAUCGGUCCACAAAAAUCUUCAGAAGCAACUUUUGUGUCUGAUAUUGGGAACCACAGUAAAGUCCCUGUUAUCUCCUUCACAGCAACAAAUCCCGCUCUUUCAUCUGGUAAUGUGCCAUAUUUUUUGCGAGCAACUCUAAGUGAUGCUGCUCAGGUAAAUAGCCUUGCUGCUCUCAUUAAGGCAUAUGGCUGGAGGGAAGUGGUGCCCAUAUAUGAGGAGACAGACUUUGGCAGGGGCAUCAUACCUUACCUGGUUGAUGCCCUCCAAGAGUUUGGAGCUUCUAUGCCAUAUCGCAGUGGCAUCUCUCAAUCAGCAAACAGUGACCAAGUUGAAAAAGAACUAUACAAGCUAAUGACAAUGCAAACAAGGGUUUACAUUGUGCACAUGUCAUCAGCUACUGGCUCCAUUCUAUUCACAAAGGCCAAAGAGUUAGGAAUGAUGAAUGAGGGAUAUGCGUGGAUUUUGACAGAUGGGAUAGCAAAUAUUGUUAACUCACUGAACCCCUUGGUUCUUGACGCAAUGGAUGGUGCAUUGGGUGUGAGAUUCUAUGUGCCUAGAUCAAAGGAACUUAGUGAUUUUACUAGAAGAUGGACUAUGAGGUACAAACAAGAAAACCCAAAUGAUCCACCAACGGAGCCAAGUAUUUUCGGGCUCAGGGGUUAUGACACUAUUUGGGCUUUGGCACAAGCAGCAGAAAAGGUAAGCAUGACCAAUGACAUGUCUCAGAAGCAGCAACACAGGAAAAACUCGAUGUGUCUUAGAACUUUGGGUGUGUCAACAAUUGGUCCAAAACUCCUGGAUGCAAUCUCACGGAACAAGUUCAGAGGCUUAAGUGGCGAUUUUGACAUUACAAGCAGGCAAUUGCCAUUCUCCAUAUUCCAGAUAAUUAAUGUGGUUAGAAGAGAGUCGAAAGAAAUAGGUUUCUGGACAGCAAAGAAUGGAAUUGUGAGGAAUUUGAAUCAAAAUGGAUUCAAACACACCUAUCUAAACUCUAUACCUGAUCUCAAUCCAGUUUUUUGGCCAGGAGAAGUGCAUGUAGUUCCUAAAGGAUGGCAAAUUCCCACUAAUGGAAAGAAACUCCGAGUAGGUGUACGGACAAGUGGAUAUCCUGAGUUUAUGAAGGUGGAAAGGAAUCCAGUAACCAAUGCAACAACUGCCACUGGGUAUGCAAUUGAUGUAUUUGAAGAGGUGUUAAGGCAGCUCCCAUAUGCAAUCACUUAUGAAUAUGUAGCAUUUGAUAGUUCACAAGGAGUAAGCAAUGGUAGCUAUAAUGAUUUUGUCUACCAAGUCCAACUUGGGGUAUACCAAAUAGCAAUUGGGGAUAUAACCAUCAGGUACAAUAGAACUUCCUAUGCUGACUUCACACUGCCUUAUACUGAAUCUGGAAUAGCAAUGAUUGUGCCAGUCAAGGACGACACGAGUAAGGAUACAUGGAUAUUCUUGAAGCCAUUAACUACUGAUCUGUGGAUUGGAAGCAUCGUGUUCUUCAUAUUCACAGGUGCUGCCAUCUGGCUAUUGGAGCGACGAAUUGACAAUACUGAACUGACAGGUUCCAUUUCCCGCCAGCUCGGGAUAGCAAUAUAUUUCCCCAUCUUUGUAGAUAAGGAGAGGGUGCAAAGUAUUUUGUCCAGAUUGGUUAUCAUUGUAUGGUUUAUAGUUUUACUCGCUAUUACGUCAAGUUAUACAGCCAGUUUAUCAUCGCUGCUUACUGUGCAGCAACUUCAACCCACAGUAACUGAUGUUCAUGAACUCCUUAGGAAAGGAGAAUAUGUAGGAUAUCAUAAUGGUUCUUAUGUAGGGGACCUAUUAGAACAGCUUGGUUUUGACAGAAGAAAGAUCAGGUCCUACAAUAAUCCAGAUGAUUUUGCCGAUGCACUCUACAAAGGGAGCAAAAAUGGUGGUAUUGCUGCACUCAUACAUGAAAUUCCAUAUAUCAAAAUAUUCCUCGCUACGCAUUGCAAAGGUUACACAAUGGUUGGACCAAUUUACAAGUCUGAAGGGUUUGGUUUUGCAUUCCCCAAGGGAUCCCCUCUGGUCUACGACUUUUCAAGGGCAAUCCUCAGCAUAACAGAGGGAGAUGUCAUCAUUCAUAUGGAAAGGAAAUGGAUAGGAGACCAACCUUCCUGUCAGAAUGACGGUGCCAUCAUCGGCUCUAGCAGAUUAAACUUCAAAAACUUUUCAGGACUCUUUCUACUCACGGGAAUUGCUUCAACUUCUGCCCUUUUGAUAGCCCUGGUGAUGUUCCUCUACAAGAAGCACAAGAUAAGAAAUAGUACAGGGCCCAAUCAGAUUCAGAUAGAAUAUGACGCAGAGUAUAUAAAUGAACGAACUCAAGAAACGACUACAGAAUCUAACCCGUCCCAGAACAUGCAGUUAACUGUACCAGAUGAUUCAGAUAGCUACGCCUGCCAACAAGAGAUAGAAAUAUCCAGAGAACUAAGUCCUAGUUCAGAAGUGCAAACAACUCCCGAUUUUACACCUCAUGGAACAUCAAGCAAUGGUUUGUAGCGCCAAGCUAAUCAGCUAUAUUC